This is a messenger RNA of Cololabis saira (Pacific saury), 2523 nucleotides long. RefSeq names its product sodium/myo-inositol cotransporter-like. The transcript is spliced from 4 exons. The coding region runs from base 14 to 2182 and encodes 722 amino acids. Gene Ontology annotation, cellular component: plasma membrane. The record is from RefSeq and is a predicted model, not a curated record. Lineage: Eukaryota; Metazoa; Chordata; Actinopteri; Beloniformes; Belonidae. Gene Ontology annotation, molecular function: D-glucose:sodium symporter activity. Gene Ontology annotation, biological process: myo-inositol transport; inositol metabolic process; transmembrane transport.
AAAGUGCUGAAUCAUGGCUAACACCAUGGAAUUGGCGGAUAUCAUCGUGGUCGUGAUCUACUUUGUCCUGGUGCUGGCCGUGGGCUUCCUGGCAAUGCGAAAAGCUAACCGGGACACCGUGAGUGGCUACUUCCUGGCCGGUCACUCCAUGAACUGGGCCGCCGUCGGAGCGUCUCUCUUCGUCAGCAACAUAGGAAGUGAGCAUUUCAUUGGACUGGCUGGAUCAGGCGCAGCGAGCGGGUUCAGCGUUGCAGCAUGGGAGUUCAACGCCAUCCUGCUGCUCCAACUGUUAGGCUGGAUGUUUGUUCCUGUCUACAUACGGUGUGGGGUGUACACGAUGCCAGAGUACCUGUCCAAACGAUAUGGAGGGAAGCGCCUGAAGGUGUAUUUUGCUGCUCUAUCUCUUGUGCUGUACAUCUUCACCAAACUGUCUGUGGACCUCUAUGCUGGUGCUCUGUUCAUUCGGGAAUCCUUAGGGUGGAACCUCUAUCUGUCCAUUUUCCUCCUCAUCGCCAUGACGGCGGUGCUGACCGUCACCGGAGGUCUGGUUGCUGUCAUCUACACAGACACAGUCCAAGCAUUUCUAAUGAUCGCCGGAGCGCUCUGCCUAACAGGCAUCAGCCUCUUCAAAGUGGGAGGAUUUGAAGGUUUAAGAACCAAGUACAUGCAGGUUACUCCAAACAUCACGGCUAUCUUACCUUACUCAUCUUCACCCAAUCUGACGGAUUUUGAAUCCUGCAGACAUCAUCUCUACCCGAAACAAGAUGCUCUGAAGAUCCUGCGGGGCCCGAUGGACCAAGACCUGCCCUGGCCUGGUUUCUUACUAGGUCAGACUCCCGCCUCCAUUUGGUAUUGGUGUACGGAUCAGGUGAUUGUACAGCGAGUCCUGGCAGCAAAGAACAUUGCUCAUGCCAAAGGGUCCACCAUCAUGGCAGGCUUCCUCAAAAUCCUUCCCAUGUUUAUCAUUGUCAUCCCAGGGAUGAUUUCCAGGAUCUUUUUUGCUGAUGAGUUGGCGUGCAUCAGUCCAGAGCACUGCAUGGAUGUCUGUGGCUUAAAGGCUGGUUGUAGCAAUUUGGCGUACCCUCUUCUUGUCAAGAAAGUGAUGCCUGUCGGCCUCCGUGGGUUGAUGAUGGCCGUCAUGAUCGCCGCUCUAAUGAGCGACUUGGACUCCAUCUUCAACUCUGCAAGCACCAUAUUCACUCUGGAUAUUUACAAGAUGCUGCGAAAGCAGGUGUCGUCCAAAGAGCUUGUGAUCGUUGGCCGGCUGUUUGUGGUUUUCAUGGUGGCCGUCAGCAUCGCCUGGGUCCCGGUCAUCAUUGUGAUGCAAGGAGGCCAGAUGUUCUAUUACAUCCAAGAGGUGUCAGAUUACCUGACUCCACCUGUAGCUGCGCUCUUCCUGCUUGGUGUCCUGUGGCGUCGUUGCAAUGAAACAGGCGCCUUCUGGGGUGGGAUGGUCGGGUUCACCCUGGGAUUGGUGCGUCUGAUUUUGGCAUUUGUUUAUCCAGAGCCACACUGCACUGAGCCUGAUGAGCGCCCAUCUUUCAUCAAAGAUGUCCAUUUCAUGUACGUGGCAGCCUUCCUGUUCUGGGCAUCAGUGGUUGUGACUGUUGUUGUGAGUCUCUGCACUCCUCCACCCAGAAUAGAGCAAAUCAGAACAACUACUCUGUGGGGGUUGAACGAGCGAAAGAAGCUAGAGAGGCAAAAAGAGGGUGGAACUAAUGAUGACAUCAAUACGUUGGACCAUCUCAAUCGUGAACCCUUAAAUGUCAGUGGUGGUGUUAUUGAAGAAGACUGUAAUGGACACACAAACAAGCUCCACAGCACAGAAAUGAAUCAUGAAACCAGUGUCACAGCCCAAGAUCAGGUCCAAAAUGGCUGCUACACCCUAAUUUCUGGCCCCAAAUUGGUAGAAGAGAGAGAAGGGAGAGGUGAGAGUGAUCGUGGGAAGGAAGUGGAAGACUGCUUAGGUGGAGCAGAAGGUGGAAGAUGUAUGAACACUUUAGAGUGGCUAUGUUGCCUCAAGGGAAAACCUUCUGAAGUCCAUGAUCUUACUGUUGAAGAAGAGGAGAAGGUUGUGGAUGAGCUCCUUCAUGAACCUCCAGGAACCAGAAUCAUGCUCAACACCGGGCUGGGGUUGGUUUGCUCCGUUGGGAUCUUUCUCUUUGUCUAUUUCUCCUUUUAGGCUCAGAAAUGUGAUCACAUGAGCAUAUUCACCAUGAGAAAAUUCCCCUUUUCUUUUAAACAUUUUGUUGAAAUUCAUUAUAGAAAAGAUCACAAUCUAUAAGGUUUAGUUGAUUCUCUUUGAUCAGGUUCUGUUUUUAAGGAGAAAUGGAUCUCACAAAUUCGGGUCAAGGGAAAUAGUACUAAUCUUUAUGAUGGAGUGAUGAAAUACUGUAUAUAUGCUGGGUUCUGCCUCUCGCCCAGUGAUGGGUGGGAUAAGAUGAAACAAGUAUAGAACACAGAUGGAUAGAGAAAUUACCACAUGAGUUCACUGGCAAGUAAAGGAUAUACUCAGGUACAAGU